CUUAUUAAAUUUAUUUAUUUUAUAUUAUAUAAGAAAGUAAGUAAUAUUAAGGAAUUAAUAUAUAUUUUCUUUAAAAUAAUUAUUAUUAAUUAUAGUUUACUUAAAGAAAUAGUUUUUAAUAAAGAUAAACUAUUUACCGCUAAGUUUUAA
Colletotrichum orchidophilum is the source of this 150-nucleotide messenger RNA. RefSeq lists its product as uncharacterized. The annotation marks the transcript as partial. The record is from RefSeq and is a predicted model, not a curated record. The transcript has a single exon. NCBI's taxonomy places the organism in Eukaryota, Fungi, Ascomycota, Sordariomycetes, Glomerellales, Glomerellaceae.